AUGAACGGCCGAGCGACGCGGAGCGUGACUGGGACGUCGACGCCGGUCCACACGGCGACGACCCGACCCCUCGUCCUCUUGCACCCCUCGACCCAAACCCGCAUCUCGCUGCACGUCCCCUCCACGUCGCAGGAAUGGAUCGCCGCCGAAGUCGCGCGCGACACCUUCCAGGACUGGCUUCACGCUGCCGAGAAGAGCGGAAACCUCGUCGGAUUCGAGGCGGCCGAGCUUGACGACGAGCAGGCUGGCGAGGGCGACGACGAGAAGGAGCUCGUCCUCACCGCCUACUUCUUGAAGCACGUUGCCGGCCUUCUCCCCUUCCCGUCGACAGCUACCUCCCCCGCCACCGCCGCCGUCCUCCUCGCCGCCUUCAACCACUUUGCGUCCGUCUACCUCAGCGGAACCGAUGUUCACACCCUCACUGCCUCGCUCGCUGCUCCCGUCCGCGCUCUCGUCAUCUCGUCCUUCUUCCUCGCCAAGACCAAGCUCGAGGUCGAGGGACUCGGCAAGGUCUUGCCCAAGCAGUCCGAGUCGGCGCUCCUGCAGAAGGCUGCGACCGGCCAGGCAGAGGUCUUCGCUCUCUUCGGUGGUCAGGGAAUGAACGAGGUCUACUUUGACGAGCUCCAGACCCUCCACGACCUUUACACCCCGCUGCUUACGCCCUUCCUCGCCCGCGCCUCCGAACACCUCGUCUCUCUCGCUGCCGCCGAGCAGCACACCCUCCUUUACGACCACUCGCUCGACGCCCUUGCCUGGCUGCAAGAUCCCUCUACCCGCCCCGAAGUCCCCUACCUCGCGACUUGCGCCGUCUCGCUCCCUCUCAUCGGUCUCACUCAGCUCUGCCAGUACGUCGUGUACGGCAAGGGCUCGUCGCUCGGUCCCGCCGAGCUCGGCGCCAAGUUCAAGGGCGCGACCGGCCACUCGCAGGGUGUCGUCUCGGCUCUUGUCAUCGCGCACGAGUACCCUCCCGCGUCCAAGGACGGCAGCGACGCGUGGGAGCCUUUCUACGAGCAGGCCCUUCGCGGUUUGACCGUCCUCUUCCAGAUCGGUCUCCAGGGCACGCUCGCCUUCCCCUCCAUCGCCAUUUCGCCCGCUCUCGAGUCGAGCUCGGUCGAGAAUGGCGAGGGUGUCCCGACUGCCAUGCUUGCCGUCACCGGCCUCGACCUCAAGUCGCUCGAGAAGAAGAUCGCCGAGGUCAAUGGGCACGUCAAGUCUGAGGGCCGCGACGAGACCGUCUCGAUCAGUCUCUACAACGGUGCGAGGGCGUUCGUCGUCACUGGUGCGCCGAAGGACCUCGUCGGUCUCGCCGACGGCCUUCGCAAGAACCGCGCGCCGGCCGGCAAGGACCAGUCGAAGAUCCCGCACUCGAAGCGUCUCCCCGUCUUCUCGAUGCGCUUCCUCCCCAUCAACGUUCCCUACCACUCGCAUCUCCUCCAAGGCGCGACCGAGAAGGCGCUCGCGACGUUCUCGGCUGAGGAGGCCGCCCACUGGGCGCCUUCAUCGUUCACCUGCGCCGUCUACAACACCGAGGACGGCUCCGACAUGCGCCAGCUCUCGGCUUCGUCGGUUCUCGAGUCGGUCUUCCAGCAGAUCUUCACCUCGCCCAUUCACUGGGUCUCGCACGCCACCAACUUCCCCUCGUCCGCGACGCACGCCAUCGAUUUCGGCACGGGCGGCGCGAGCGGCAUCGGUUCGCUCUGCGCGCGCAACUGGGAGGGCCGCGGUAUCCGCACGAUUAUGCUCGGCAACCGCGGCGAGGGCGUUGGUGCCGGCAAGGAGGCUUGGGGCAAGAAGGUCCCGACCGAGGAGAAGUGGAACGAGCGCUUCCACCCUCGCCUCGUCCGCACCAGCGACGGCAAGAUCCACCUCGACACGCCCUUCUCGCGCCUCCUCUCGAAGCCGCCCCUCAUGGUCGGUGGUAUGACCCCGACGACCGUCAAGGCCGGCUUCGUCUCGGCCGUUCUCCGCGCGGGCUACCACAUCGAGCUCGCUGGCGGCGGUCACUACAACGAGAAGGCUGUCCGUGCCAAGGUCGCCGAGAUCCAGAAGCUCGUGAACAAGCCCGGCAUGGGCAUCACCCUCAACUCGCUCUACAUCAACCAGCGCCAGUGGACGUUCCAGUUCCCGCUCUGGGCCAAGAUGAAGCAGGAGGGCGAGCCCGUCGAGGGUCUCUGUGUUGCUGCCGGUAUUCCCUCAACCGAGAAGGCCAAGGAGAUCAUCGACACGCUCCGCGAGGCCGGCAUCAAGCACGUCUCGUUCAAGCCCGGUUCGGUCGACGGCAUCCGCCAGGUCGUCAACAUCGCCUCCGCCAACCCCGACUUCCCCAUCAUCCUCCAGUGGACUGGUGGUCGCGCCGGCGGUCACCACUCGUGCGAGGACUUCCACGCCCCGAUCCUCGCGACGUACGCUUCGAUCCGUCAGCACCCCAACAUCAAGCUCGUCGCCGGCUCUGGCUUCGGCUCGGCUGAGGGAUGCUACCCUUACCUUUCGGGCGAGUGGUCGGAGAAGCAGUACGGCGUCGCGCGCAUGCCGUUCGACGGCUUCAUGUUUGCUUCGUGGGUCAUGGUCGCCAAGGAGGCGCACACGAGCGAGUCGGUCAAGCAGCUCAUCGUCGACGCGCCUGGUGUCGAGGAUGGCCAGUGGGAGCAGACGUACGACAAGCCGACCGGCGGCAUCCUCACCGUCAACUCGGAGCUUGGCGAGCCGAUCCACAAGGUCGCGACUCGUGGUGUCAAGCUGUGGGCCGAGUUCGACAAGAAGGUCUUCUCGCUGUCGAAGGAGAAGCAGCUCGCAUGGCUCGCCGACAACAAGAAGUACGUUAUCGACCGCCUCAACGCCGAUUUCCAGAAGCCCUGGUUCCCCGCCAAGGCCGACGGCUCUCCUUGCGACCUUGCCGACAUGACCUACGCCGAGGUCAACGCCCGCCUCGUCCGCCUCAUGUACGUCGCGCACGAGAAGCGCUGGAUCGACCCGUCGCUCCGCAACCUCGUCGGCGACUGGAUCCGCCGUGUUGAGGAGCGUCUCUCGAACGUCAACGACUCGGGCAUCAAGAUCUCGGCACUCCAGUCGUACUCGGAGCUGAACGAGCCUGAGGCGUUCCUCAAGCAGUUCCUCGCCCAGUACCCGCAGGCCGAGGACCAGAUCCUCGCCUCCGCCGACGUUUCCUACUUCCUCGCCAUCUCUCAACGCCCCGGACAGAAGCCCGUCCCCUUCAUCCCCGUCCUCGACGCCAACUUCAGCAUCUGGUUCAAGAAGGACUCGCUGUGGCAGGCCGAGGACAUCGAGGCCGUCUUUGACCAGGACCCGCAGCGUGUCUGCAUCCUCCAGGGACCGGUCGCCGCCAAGCACUGCACCUCGACGCAGACGCCCAUCGCCGAGAUGCUCGGCAACAUCGAGCACCAGCUCGUCAAGAACGUCCUGGACGACUACUACGGCGGCGACGAGUCCCAGAUCCCGACUAUCGACUACCUCGCGCCCCCUCCCAAGCCGGUCGACGCCGGCGCUAUCCUCGCCGAGAACAACAUCGCGCACUCGGUCGAGGAGCUCGCCGACGGCGGCAAGAAGCAUGUCUACUCGAUCAACGGUGUCCUCCCGCCGACGGGCGACUGGCAUGCCGCACUCGCCGGCCCCAAGCUCGACUGGCUCCAGGCGUUCCUCUCCAACGUCUCGAUUCAGGCGGGCGAGCAGUCGAUUCCUAACCCCGUCAAGAAGGUGCUGGCGCCGAGGCACGGGCAGCGGGUCGAGCUCACCCUGAACAAGGACGGCCAGCCCCUCAAGCUCGACGUCUUCGGCGGGCUCUGA
Rhodotorula toruloides NP11 is the source of this 3801-nucleotide messenger RNA. RefSeq lists its product as uncharacterized. Gene Ontology annotation, cellular component: fatty acid synthase complex. The transcript has 4 exons. Gene Ontology annotation, molecular function: enoyl-[acyl-carrier-protein] reductase (NADH) activity; fatty acid synthase activity. Bases 1 to 3801 code for a protein of 1266 amino acids. Lineage: Eukaryota; Fungi; Basidiomycota; Microbotryomycetes; Sporidiobolales; Sporidiobolaceae. The record is from RefSeq and is a predicted model, not a curated record. Gene Ontology annotation, biological process: long-chain fatty acid biosynthetic process.